Adineta ricciae is the source of this 357-nucleotide messenger RNA. NCBI's taxonomy places the organism in Eukaryota, Metazoa, Rotifera, Eurotatoria, Adinetida, Adinetidae. The record is from the annotation of a GenBank genome assembly.
AUGGCUGAUAAAUUAAAAGAUCUGAAAAUCAAAACUGGUGUCGCCAAACGCACAUGGAAAGAACAUUUAUCAUACAAGAAGGAAUAUGACAAUGAAAAACGCAAAGUCGAAAAGAUGACAAGCGAAGGUCGUGAUGAGUACGAUCUAAAGAAAGCGCAAGAAGUAUUAAAAGAAACGGAAUCAAUGAUAUCGCAUACCAAGAGUAGUUUCCUUAAAGCCUGGAAAGAUUUUCAAGAUGUUUAUAAUGCUGCGGGAAACGAUGAUACAUUGAAACAGUCGAAAGAAUACGAAGAAGCGCAAAAAAUGUAUGAUGAAUUGAGCAAAGCUCAAGAAGAAGAUCGAGCUGCACAAGCAUAA